AUGACUUCUGGGGACAUUGCCAUUGUUGGCAUGGCAUGCCGGUUCGCCGGCGAUGCGAAAUCGCCAGAAGAGUUCCACGAAAUGUUGCAAAAAGGCAAGGACGCUUGGAGCAAAAUACCGCCCGGCCGAUUCAAGGCUGAAAACUUCAACCACCCAUCCAAGGAUCUCAGUGGAACCAUGGUCUGUGAGGGCGGCUACUACCUGGAGCAAGAUGUAUCUCAAUGGGAUGCACCUUUUUUUACCUGCUCAGCGUCCGAAGCGCGCUCCUACGACCCUCAGCAGCGUCUACUCCUCGAGGCGGCAUAUGAGAGUUUGGAAAACGCCGGCAUUCCAAUCGAAAGCAUCGCCAACACGGACGCCGCCUGUUUUGUGGGCGCAUUUUCUGAAGAUUACAAAUCGAUCGUGUCAAGAGACAUACAUGCCGCGCCGAAAUACGCCAAGACGGGCACCGCUCUCUCGAUUCUUUCCAACCGCAUCAGCUGGUUCUACAACCUGCGCGGUCCGUCGGUCACCUGCGACACGGCAUGCUCCAGCUCCAUGGCCGCUUUGCAUCUCGCCUGCGAGACGAUACGAUCAGACACCAAUCCGACUCGUUGUGCGCUGGUCGGAGGCGCGAACCUCAUCCUAGAUCCAGAUGACCAAUGCGGGCUAAACGCACUUGGUUUCUUUAGCCCGGAUAGUCGCUGCUUUUCUUUGGAUUCGCGAGCGAACGGCUAUGCGCGUGGAGAAGGUCUAGGGAUGCUUGUGCUGAAGCACAUUGACGACGCGAUUCGUGAUCGCGAUCCCAUCCGGGCUGUCAUUCGUGGCACCGGUCUUAACUCAGACGGCAGGACCGCCGGAAUCACUCUGCCGAGCGCAGAAGCGCAGGCGAGGCUGAUAGUCAACACUUACAAGAUGGCCAAUCUAGACCCAGCCGACACCCAGUACGUUGAGCUCCAUGGUACUGGCACAAAAGCCGGAGAUAAUGCAGAGGUUCGUGCGAUAUCCAAUACUAUCGCUGCGAACAGAAAGCAGCCCCUUUAUUGCGGCUCGGUCAAGUCGAGGGUCGGGCACACAGAAGCAGCUGCUGGCAUGGCGGCCAUCAUCAAGUCCGUCCUCUGCCUGGAAAAGGGUGUCAUAACGCCCAAUCUCAAUUUCGCCACUGCAAAUCCACGCCUCGGGCUUGAUUCUUCCGGCAUCAUAGUGCCCACUUCCACCAUCCCGUGGCCUGAAUGCGAAGCGAGGAGGUGCUCGAUCAACAACUUUGGCUUUGGCGGCACAAACGCACACGCAGUCAUUGACGACGCGUUCAACUAUCUGAGAUUGCGAGGCAAGCUCCAGCAAGCCGAAGAGACCGAAUCCGUUCAGCAGCCUCGUGUAUUUGCGCUUUCGGCCCCGGAACAAGCGGCUACAACGCGGCAGCGCCAUGCGCACGCAAACUACAUUGAGUCCCGCGGUGAUGAUGCCAAGCUACGCAACAUUGCUAGAACACUUGGCGAAAAGCGCUCGGUCUUCCAAUGGAGACACGCCGUUGUGGCGGCGACGUCUCAGGAAUUGCUGGCCUCAUGGAGGGACGACACAAUCAAGCCGGUGAAAGCCGGCAACUCUCCGAAGAUUGCAUUCGUCUUCACGGGACAGGGAGCCCAGUGGUAUAAAAUGGGCCGUGAGCUAUUAUGCUUCCCGGAAUUUAUGCGCUCGAUCCGUCUGUCCGCAGAGCAUCUGGCCGGCCUGGGCUGUGCAUGGGAUGCUUGGACAGAGCUCACACAGACCACGUCCGAACAUGAUUCAAAGGUCAAUCAAGCAGAGUACUCGCAACCACUUUGCCUCGUACUUCAAAUUGCGCUUGUUGAUCUUCUGGCCCAUUGGGGGAUCACACCCAUGAGUGUAAUCGGGCACUCCUCAGGCGAGAUUGCGGCAGCCUAUGCUGCUGGAGCUCUCUCAAGAGAUGACUGCCUGAGGAUUGCGUAUCACCGCGGCAUCGUGUCUAAGCUAGCACAGAUGCGAAAGCCUGGUGGAUGCAUGAUGGCCGUGGGUAAGUCAGCAGAGGCCGUUGGCGCCUUUCUCGCGGCAAGUGGUGGUGCAGUUGUUGUUGCAUGCAUCAACAGCCCAGAAAGUGUCACCCUUGCAGGUGACAAACCGGCCCUGGAAAAGCUAAAGGUUGUCUUCGAUGCGGAAAAGAUCUUUUGCCGUCUUCUGCAAGUCGAGAAUGCAUACCACAGCCCGCAGAUGCAGAGCGUCAGCGGCGACUACCUGGAGGCCAUCAAGAGCAUUUCCCCCCUUGUUGCAACAACUUCUGUCGCGUUCUACUCCACAGUCCGCGGCCAGAGACUGCCACUUUCUGAGCUCACAGCUGAAUACUGGGUUGAGAAUCUGUGUUCCCCUGUCAGGUUCGUAGAUGCUCUGGAUGACAUGAUCUACGCGACUGGUACAGACAAGCAGCGCAAGGCCAAAGCUGACGCACCGAGCAUGCUGUUUGAGAUUGGGCCCCAUUCUGCGCUCGCAGGUCCCAUCAAGCAGUUCAAAGCAAGCCGUCAUGCGCUGGAAAAUUUAGCAUAUACAUCUAUGCUUGUGCGUGACAAGGACGCCUCGGUCACCGCGGUCAGUGCUGCGGCUAACUUGUGGACGAGCGGAGUGGCCGUGAAGCUGGACAAGGUAAAUAAUGUCAGUGCGGCUGUCGAGACUUUGACAGAACUGCCAACUUAUCCUUGGAAUCACUCAACGUCCUACUGGCACGAAACCCGGCAGUCAAAGAACCACCGCCAACCUGGGUUCGCCAGACACGAUCUGAUUGGCGCAAGAAUCGACUCCUACAAUCCCAUCGAGCCUGUGUGGAAGAAUUAUCUAAAGCUUUCCAAUUUACCUUGGCUUCGUGAUCACCAGAUCCAGGGCGACAUUGUUUUUCCAGCGGCGGGCAUGAUUUGCUCCGCUGUCGAAGCUGCACGACAAAUUGCUGCCACCGAGAGCUCUGGUGAAGCUAUUUUGGGGUUUGAACUACGCGAACUCUCGGUCGCAAGAGCUUUGGUCAUUCCUGACAACGAAAUGGGAAUAGAAGUCUACGUCAACCUGAAGCGCCGAAAGACGGGAAUGGGCAGUGGCGUCGGAGCCUGGUUCGAGUUUUCUUACUAUUCCUGCCAAGAUAACGACACCUUUGUCGAACACGCUGCGGGCUUACUGCAGAUCCAAUAUCGCAAAAAGGAAACCGAGAUCGACCAAGGGAAAGAAACGAGAGAAGAAACCCUGGCUCACAAUAGACGAUGGGAGUCGAAGAGGGCGCUGUGCCUUGACAAGGUCGCCAGGUCAAGCCACUACAACUUCUGCAAGGAGCAGGGUCUUCAAUUUGGCAAAACUUUCCAAGGCUUGCGCGGUGCCCACCAGAACGGAUUGACAGUUGCUUUCGAUAUCGGCAUUGUGGAUACACGUGCAUGCAUGCCUGCGUAUCAUGAAAGUGACUACCUCAUGCACCCUGCCACACUUGACGCUGUCUUUCAAGCUAUGAUGAUUGCAGUUCCCAUGGCCGAGGACGUUGAGAAACAAGUUUGGGUCCCUACAGGUGCUGCGUCCAUGUUCAUAUCGAACGAAAUAAAUCGAAGUCAUGGAGCAACAUUGCAGGGACUGGCUGAAUCAUCGCAGACAGGCGUCCGAGAAAUGAUGGCAUCUGUGCUUGUAAAAGACACACAAGACCAAGACUCUGCUCCUGCUGUCAUCAUUGAAGAUUUCAGAUUCACGGGCUUGGGGUCAACCCAGAAAUCCACGCAAUCGUCCGACGCACUGGCCUCGAAGCUAUACUCUGCUCCUGUCUGGAAGCCAGACGUGGAUCUAAUUGACGCCCAGACCCUCCGAAGCAUGAGUGGUGUCAUGGAUGAUGCCAAUGGCAUGGUGAGGUACUGUUCAAUGGCCAACAGCCUCCUCAAAGAAAUUUGCAAAGCUUCGCUUGCGCAUCUCGCGCCGAUUAUCAAUGCUUCGUCGCCUCCUCACCUUCUCAAGCUAGCAGACUGGAUGCACAGACAAUGCAGCCACAAUGAGACGGGUAUCGUCACUCCAGUGGACAGCCCUGACAGCUGCGAUGAGCGGACGAAGUUGCUCGACCUGCCAAACUUGCCUGGUAUUCACAGCUUCAUCGAGCACUAUCCCAUCGACGGUCAGCUUGCUCUGCAUGUCUAUCGUGCGCUAGGUGCAAUCUACGCAGAGGAAACAACUCCAAUUGCCACUCUACGACAGGAUGAUCUGCUCAACAAAGCAUACCAAGAGGUAUACGGCCUGCAGACUCACGUCGAGCUCAUGAAAACAUGGUUUGAGCUCAAAGCGCAUAAGCAGCCAGCACUUCGAGUUCUUGAAAUCGGUGCUGGUACAGCGUCUACCACCCUACCGGUUCUGCAGCAGCUGAGCCAGACAGGGAGCGACACGCCAAUGUUCUCUUCAUGGACUUUCACCGACAUAUCAGCGGACACUGACCCUGUCGAGCAAGGCUUUGAUGCUGGUUCAUACGAUGUUGUAUUGGCAGUCAAUGUACUUCAUGCAACAAAGAACAUUGGCACAACGCUUCAGCACUGUAAUACGUUGCUCAAGCCUGGUGGCAAGCUUGUUCUAGGUGAAUACACCAACCCGAAUGACUUGGCCAACUUUGUAUUCGGAAUCAUGCCUGGAUGGUGGGCUGCUGAAGACGACCGCAAGACCGGUCCUUUACUGCUUCAGUCUCAGUGGCACGAGUCACUCUUGUCUGCUGGCUUCUCCGGUGCCGACAUGUCGAUUGCCGACAAUGACGACCCGAUUGCUCACAGAAUGUCCACAAUCAUCAGCACAAAGCCUCGCGAGGAGUCCUCCAAGAAUAUGGUUGUCGUUAUCCCCCAAAUCUGCAGCGAUUCGACCAAGAAGCUUGCAACCAAGAUCUGUCGCCAGCUCCAGCAGCAUGGCCAUGGAGGAAUCGUGAUGAGCCUCGCGGCUGCGGCACUCAAAGCAAAGGACAAGUCAAUCGUGUCUCUCUUGGACUAUGAGUCCCCGUUCUUUGCAGAUGCCUCAAAGACGGAGUUUGAAGACGUUCAAUCUCUUCUCCUGCACAGUGACGAGCUUUUGUGGGUUACGAGAUCUGGACUGCAAGAGACGCCCAGUCACCCAAUGAAGCGCAUGAUAUCCGGCCUGAUGCGUUGCAUCAAAAUGGAAGACUCAUCGCGCUCACUGUACGAGCUCCACUUGUCACGUCAUUUGGAUGAGGAUGUGGAAUCGACGAGCACCACUGUUUGCAAGAGGCUGCAGACGAUUUGGGAGGCCGCUGGCGAUGAAGCUGUCGAGGAAAUGGAGACUGAAGAGAAGAACGGCCGCUUUUACAUUCCACGUCACAUGCCUUGCAAAGCCAUGAAUGACAGCCUGGCUCGCGCAACUCAGGCUGUUGCACCGACGGCGGAGCUUGGUGCUCUUGUGCAAGAGAAUCGGCCCUUGAAACUCACCAUUGCCCAUCCAGGCAUGCUCGACACACUUAGAUUCGUCGAUGACGACCGCGCGCUGAAACCUCUUGGAGAGUUUGAAGUCGAGAUUGAAGUCAGAGCUUGCGCACUGAACUUUCUCGACAUCAUGAUUGCAAUGGGCCAGAUCCAGCGUCAGGUGUUGGGUCACGAAGCAUGCGGAACAGUGAACCGAGUAGGCUCAAAGGUCUCCGAAGUAAGCUGUGGCGACCGUGUGGUCUUUGUUGGACCUGGAUCUAUGAGAACUCAUAUUCGAGCCCACGAAUCUGUCGUUCAGAAACUGCCCGACAGCCUGACAUUUUCUGAAGCCGUCUCCGUACCGAUUGCCUAUGCCACUGCGUAUCGAUCUCUUGUAGAGGUCGCUCGAUUGGAAAAGGGCGAAUCCGUUCUUAUUCACGCCGCAGCCGGAGGCUUGGGUCAGGCGCUCAUCCAGAUUGCCAAAAUGCUAGAAGCAGAGAUAUACUGCACGGUCGGCUCUAGCGAGAAGAAGGCGACAGUUGUCUCCUUAGGCGUUGACCCAGACCGAGUUUUCAGUUCCCGUGACCUCUCGUUUGCCAAAGGCGUAAAGCGCAUGACAGACGGUCGGGGCGUCGACGUCGUUGUCAACUCUUUGGCUGGCGAGGCUCUCCGCCAGAGUUGGAACUGCCUUGCGCCUUAUGGUCGCUUCAUCGAAGUUGGCAAGAAAGAUAUUCUUGGCAAUAGCGGCCUCGAGAUGCAGCAAUUCAUCCACAACACUGUGUUUGCGGGUGUUAACCUUGAGGCCAUGAUGAUUGAACAACCUGUACGGUGCCGCAAAGUUGUGGCCAAGGUGUUCAAGCUCUUCGAAGACGGACUGAUUGACUCCAUAAAGCCCAUCGUGGUGCGUGAUUUCACGGAUGUGGAGAGCACAUUCCGUGACAUGCAACGUGGAGCUCAUAUCGGAAAACUUGUUCUCGAGGUAACGCCCUCAUCACAAGUACCCAUUCUUCCAAGAGUGGAGGUGCCUUUUACUCUUGAUGCAGACGCAACAUACUUGCUCGUCGGAGGUCUUGGCGGACUCGGUCGAGCUCAGGCAGUCUUUCUGGCGGACAAUGGGGCUCGACACAUUGCAUUCAUCUCCCGAUCAGGAGACGCAAAGCCAGAGGCCAAAAAGUUGCUCAGCACUCUUAAUGCGUCGGGGGUUGAGGCCAAAUCAUACGCUGGUGAUGCGGCCAACGCACAUGAGAUGAAGCUCAUAAUUGAUGACAUCUCGCGCAGUAUGCCACCCAUCCGCGGCGUUAUCCAAGGCGCCAUGGUGCUUGCAGAUAGCCUGUUCCACAGAAUGAGCCAUGAGCAGUGGGAGGCUGCAACGAGGCCGAAAGUGCAAGGUACCUGGAAUCUUCACGAACUGUUGCCCAAAGAUCUCGAUUUCUUCAUAGUUCUCUCAUCCCUUGCUGGUAUCAUUGGCUCCGUGUCGCAAGGAAACUAUGCAGCCGGAAAUACUUUCCAAGAUGCACUUGUGCAUUACAGAAGAAGCAAGGGUCUUGCUGCUCAAAGUCUUGACAUUGGUGUUAUGACGGGCAUUGGCUAUGUCGAAGAGCACGACGACGCUCGCGCAAGAACGAGCCAGCUGCGAGUGACAAGCCUCGGAGAAAAGCAGUUCAUGCAUGCUCUGCGGAGUACUCUAGCUGGUAGCGUUGACGGCGACAAGGCGCCCAUGCCGCAGAUUCUUGUCGGCGCAGGCAGCGGAGGAAUCCAGCAGCUGGUCAAAGAAAAAGAUGCAAGUGCCGACUUUUACUGGCUGCGGUCGCUGGCUGCAUUCUCCUAUCUUCAGCAGAUGGAUGUCCAGAGCCAAGAUCUGGAAAGUACCGAAGGCCAGGACGAGGCAAGCAAGCUGGUGUCGGAGCUGAGGCUCUCCAAGACCAUGGAUGAGGCAAACGAUGUGGCGCAGCGGCUUUUGGUCUCCAGAAUCGCGAAGCACAUAUCCAUCCUUGCCGGCGACAUCAGCACGAGCAAGCCGAUACACGCAUACGGUAUUGACAGUUUGGUGGCGGUAGAGCUGCGCAACUGGCUGUCGAUGGAGCUGAAGAGCGAGCUGACAAUCUUUGACUUGACUGGCAGCGAUCCGAUAAGUGAAGUGAGCAAAAAGAUUGCCAGCAGAUCAAAGCUCGUCACCACAGAUGCUAAGACGUCUGGCUGA
Akanthomyces muscarius is the source of this 7593-nucleotide messenger RNA. RefSeq lists its product as uncharacterized. The coding region runs from base 1 to 7593 and encodes 2530 amino acids. The transcript is spliced from 12 exons. Gene Ontology annotation, molecular function: fatty acid synthase activity; oxidoreductase activity; zinc ion binding. Gene Ontology annotation, biological process: fatty acid biosynthetic process; secondary metabolite biosynthetic process. The record is from RefSeq and is a predicted model, not a curated record. NCBI's taxonomy places the organism in Eukaryota, Fungi, Ascomycota, Sordariomycetes, Hypocreales, Cordycipitaceae.